AUGAAAGUCCACGCUCUUUUCGCGCUUGCUGCGUCGAUUGCGACAGCGAAAGCAUCUGCAGGCCCACAAUGCUACACCAAGCUUGCUUCGACUUCUCCAAGCGCUGGCUGCAAGACUACUUCCACUACCGUCUACACCCCGUGCACUAAGACCAAGACCACAUACAAGACAAAGACCAUCCUCCCGAGCCCAGUUACUAUCACCUCAACGAAGCAGGUGGUCAAGCAAUACACAGCACCUCCAAGCUAUCACACUGCCACCAUUACGCUCACAAAGACAGACACCGCUACAACGACGUCUAGGAUCACCACAACUGCAUACGAAACAUCCACAUUGUCUCUCGUGUCAACCACCACAAGUGCGACGCCAAAUGGAUUUUCUCCGAUCAUGACCAGUUUCCCCGGUUCAUCAUACGCGAGCCAACAGCCGAAUGAGAAGCGAGAUUCGAUUCGUGGAGCUCGAGGAGGCAAAGCGUAUAAGAAACCGAAGAAAGGCGGCCUUAAGAAAGGCAAGAUCCCAAACAAAGUAACCUGCGUGCACCACAAACCAAACAGCGAAUGCAAAGUCAAGAGCGUCACGGCGACCAAGACAACCGGUUGCAAAGGCUCGACGAUUACUGUAACGGCAACUUCUACGAAGACGGACUAUACCUACCCAGAAGCCACAACGACUAUUACGACUCUUGACACCAUCACUUCCACUACUACUGCUUUCGUCACCGAUUCCACUACUACCACUGCUACCGUGACGACAUACACCAGCACCACGACUGAGUAUGCCGCUUGCGCGACCAAUAACUUCGCGAACCUCUACCAGGGACAAGGCUUUUCCAACGCCGUCCCCGUUGUCCCCGACCUCUCGCAAGAUGGAGAUAUCCUGUCCGUUGAUAAUGCAUACGAGUAA
Molecule: messenger RNA, 903 nt
Organism: Pseudocercospora fijiensis CIRAD86
Lineage: Eukaryota; Fungi; Ascomycota; Dothideomycetes; Mycosphaerellales; Mycosphaerellaceae
Exons: 3
Coding region: 1-903 (300 amino acids)
Source: RefSeq, a predicted model, not a curated record